AUGGAAAGCAUGUGGUGUUUUAUUGUGUUAAUUGUGUGUUUUUGGCUGCCGACAGGACACGGACAUGGAAGACUAAUAGAACCCCCAAUGCGCUCCUCUGCUUGGCGGUACGGAUUCGCAACACCGAAAAAUUACAACGACAACGAACUGAACUGUGGCGGAUUCCCGAAUAUGAUGCGUCAAGGUGGACGCUGCGGACCUUGUGGUGAUCCCUGGCAGGGCCCUCGUGACAACGAAGCUGGCGGGAAAUAUUCUGUAGGAGUGAUCACGAGACAAUACGCUUCCGGUCAGACUAUCAACGUCACGGUCCAGCUUACCAGUAAUCACAAAGGUUACUUCGAGUUCCGGUUAUGUCCGAAUAACAACGGCCAGCUACGUGUUACCCAACAGUGUUUUGAUCAAUAUCUGUUAAGGAUCGUGGGGUUAGGCACCAAAUACCAUAUCGACGCCCCGGACUCAAACGUUUUUAUUGACCUACUUUUGGAACUACCCCCGGGCGUUAGUUGCACCAACUGUGUCCUCCAGUGGAAGUGGCGUGCAGCUCAAAACCGUGGUCCCGAUGGUAAGGGAGGAGAGUGUUUUGGUUGUGGACCCCAGGAACAUUUUAUCAAUUGUGCCGAUGUAUCAAUCAGUCCCACGAAAACUUCGCCUCUUCCUCUAACCCGACCUUCGUCAGGAGGGGCUGUGGUCAGAUUCAAGUCACUCAAAUCAGACGUAUCAAGUGCUGUGUCAUACGAAAUCAAAUCCUCAAGCAAGAACUCGGCUGACUUGUAUAGCGCCCCCUCGCGACCGGCAAAACCGGCACCAGCACCGACACCUACUCAAAAUAUGUUUACACAAAUAUCUCACGAAAUUUACCCCACAGGAUUUGGACUCUAUUCCAACAGAAUGCGGAAUAUGUUCAGAAAUAUGUUCGACGGCGAUAUGGGUUACAUGAACAUGGCAAUGAAAGUUGUUCAACCCCAACCCGCACCACCAACCACACCCAAACCUCGACCACAGGUACAGUACUCCCGGACCUCCCAGUCGUCCGCCGUCAAAUUGCCUACCGACCCCCGGGCCCUUACCGCCACUAUAUUGUCUUACGCUAACAAUAUACCAGACGGGAAUGACAACGCUAACUUUGAGGUCUGCCAGGACGGGUACACAAAACCUACGUGUUCUUCACUUCCGUCUUGGAACAAACUUCCAGCCAUAGGAAAAUGGUGUCAGUCCAUGUGCCCAACUGGUGUCUGUCCCACCGCCGUGUGUGGAUGCACGUGCCCCAUGAACAUUCUUCAACAACUGAAUCCAAAUUAUAGAGCAAUGAACAGUCGGUGUAGAGGUAUUCCCGGCUGGACGGAUGCCGCUAUGGACGCGUGGUGCGCAACAAAUUGUAACUCCGAGUUCUGCGCAUCCGAAAUGUGCACGUGUGAGUGA
Messenger RNA from Ylistrum balloti, 1419 nucleotides. RefSeq lists its product as uncharacterized. Bases 1 to 1419 code for a protein of 472 amino acids. The transcript has 3 exons. Lineage: Eukaryota; Metazoa; Mollusca; Bivalvia; Pectinida; Pectinidae. The record is from RefSeq and is a predicted model, not a curated record.